Folsomia candida is the source of this 1113-nucleotide messenger RNA. Its product is annotated as ras-like GTP-binding protein RhoL. Gene Ontology annotation, biological process: small GTPase-mediated signal transduction. The record is from RefSeq and is a predicted model, not a curated record. Bases 451 to 906 code for a protein of 151 amino acids. Lineage: Eukaryota; Metazoa; Arthropoda; Collembola; Entomobryomorpha; Isotomidae. Gene Ontology annotation, molecular function: GTPase activity; GTP binding. The transcript is spliced from 5 exons.
UCAAUGCCCGGUCCACAACUCUAUCUGACUGGAUUGAGUCAUCUACUUAUUUAUAGCAAGUUGAUUCUCAUUCAUUCCUCGUCGAUUCAAUAUAGUUUGCAUAUUGAAUAUUAUUUCAAUAAUCCAUUGUUGUAUACAAGUUUGUUAUUUUUUUACAUUAGGUGUAUUGUGAAUGCACUUUAGCUGGUAUCGGUUUCAUAGAAUAAUAUACCAACCGUAACGCAACAAGCCCGGUCCCCUUUAUACCAAGAAGGUAUAAAGGGGGUAAAAAAUUUCUGCAUGGUGCAUAGCAAUUCCACUAAAUAUUUAGUCUAGUAGGGUUAAAACAAGUCAGCAAUCGAUCGAUGUUCUCAGUGGUUCUGUUAUGCUACAUAUUUUGUGUUCAAAUUAUUACGCAAAUUACGUGAUCACGGAGAAGAAGUUAAAAUUAGUCUACAUUUAAUCCCCGUCAUGGACAAGAGAGCCCCGUUGAAAGUUGUGGUCGUGGGCGAUGGCAUGGUUGGGAAAUCGUGCAUGUGUAAAUCUUUUGCUAAUAAGGAACCCUAUCGAAACAAGGCUUAUCAACCGACCAUAAGUGAGACUCAUGUAAUAUCUGUGAUUGUUGAGUGGAAAUUGUUCCUAAUUAUUGUGUGGGAUACGGCAGGAAUCGAGGAAUGGGAAAAGUUGAGAAGCCAAGAUUAUGAGAAUACCGACUGUUUCCUGUGCUGUUACUCGAUUGAGAAUCGAACAUCGUUUACAAACGUGGAAAGCAAGUGGAUUCCUGAACUGAGACGGUAUUGUCCCACUACGCCAGUGAUUGUUCUCGGAAUGAAAAAGGAUCUGCGAAGUCCGAGCAACUCUCUGAUCUCGGAGGAUGAAGGAAGGACGUGCUUUGGUCGGAAGGGUGAGGGCGCAGGGCUUCAUUGAAUGCACGUCACGAUCUCUGUCGUCGCUGGAGGCUGUCUUCAUCAUGACCGUGUCGACCGUGCUGGACAUAAAAUCUCGCAAGAGCUCUAACCGGAAGAGCUUUUCUUGUAAGAUUUUAUGAUGUCGGCCCUAUUUUUAUUACAAUUAUUUUAAUAAUUAUCCUUGUGAAAUUGUACAGUUUGUAAAAAUAAAUGUAGUAAAUAAUCA